Trichoderma asperellum CBS 433.97 is the source of this 1344-nucleotide messenger RNA. RefSeq lists its product as uncharacterized. The record is from RefSeq and is a predicted model, not a curated record. NCBI's taxonomy places the organism in Eukaryota, Fungi, Ascomycota, Sordariomycetes, Hypocreales, Hypocreaceae.
AUGCAGGCCAUCUCGACAGCAACAGCAACACGUGUUAAUCUAGGUCCACUAACAACCACCUUCAGUCCGCCAGGCGACUGUACAUCGCUACGAUUUAUUACAGAAGAUGUUGUGUUCAUGGGAGCAGCCAUUGGCUACGGCUGCCACGGGGUUCAAUGGUCAAGUGUGCCGUGCACCACCGGUAGUGGCGGCGUACCUACUAAUGGCGCAUUUACAUGUCCCGUUGCCCGAACAGCUACAGAUGGAAUAUAUAGUGGUAUGGUAACGACAGAUUGGUUAUGCUCAUCUUGCAACGUUGAGAUUAGUAGCAGUUAUCGCGAUUUUUCUCUUACCCAGUCAUGCUACCCUCCAAAGUUCGCUUCCUCUUUUAAGCCAACGAGCUAUGACACUGGAAAGUGGCCUUCACACCCCCCGAUAUACUCUCCUGGGCUUGCUUGCCCUUCUGGAUAUUUGCCUACGUGUACCGUAGAGCGCAUCAAAGGGUCUACGAACUCGGCGGCGGCGGCGGCGACAAAUGCCAACAACGUUAUUUGGAGCAUGUUGCAUGAAGGCGAAAUUGCAAUAGGGUGCUGUCCAUCUAAUUAUGCCUGCGAUCCGAACUCUCCACAUCUCUGCAUCUCGACACCACCCCCCGGCGAUAUUAUUGCAGUAACAGACGGAAUAUCAUGUUCUAGUGGCACAGCGGCAUCUGCGAGUCCCACUGCCUUGAGCGCCGAAGCCAUAAGAAUACUCUUAGUCAAGUCAAGUGAUCCAACUGCGGCGUCCGACGGUACAUCAACCAACGACCUGUCGUCAAAGAAAUCUUUUGGGAACGGAGCAAAAAUCGCAAUUGGAAUAGUUAUUCCUGUGGUUGCGCUCCUCAUAGGCGCAGCGGCCUUAUAUUUCCUAAGACGCAGGAAGCGACUACAAAAACAGACGUCAGAUCAAGAAGUUUUAUCCGAAGGAGACAGGUCAGAUCUAGGUCUGAAAGCGGAAUUGCCAGGCAGUAUCGCUGCCGCCAUAUCUGGAUCAAAGGGUGUCGUCUAUCAAAAGCCUGAGCUCGAUAAUACUGUUAUCGCGAUUUUACCUGAACUAGCUACCGACCCCCCUCGCGACGAGAUACAGGAGUUACAUGGUAAUACCCUUACAGUAAAGCCAACUGAUGCCAUAGCACCAGCUUCCAAGCCCCAUGACUUAAUUGGCCACAGUGUGGUUAGGGAAGAUGAACAAAACCCAGUUGGCACUUUGUCUGGCACGAAUCUCGGCAAUCCCUCAGAAUUAGGGCUGUGGAACUGGAGCAAUUUCGACACACAGAUUGGAUCUAAUGAAUCAUAUGAGCAUCGAGCGACCAAUGGGCAUGAAUAA